Molecule: messenger RNA, 1651 nt
Organism: Andrographis paniculata
Lineage: Eukaryota; Viridiplantae; Streptophyta; Magnoliopsida; Lamiales; Acanthaceae
Product: myb family transcription factor PHL8-like
Exons: 6
Coding region: 466-1512 (348 amino acids)
Molecular function (GO): DNA binding; DNA-binding transcription factor activity
Source: RefSeq, a predicted model, not a curated record
UAUGGGAAUCACAACAUAGAGUGGGAAAACAGCUGCAUAUAUAAAGACAAACCAUACACUUUACAUCUUUUCUCUCCUUUUGAGAGACUCACUCAUAUUGAAGGAUGUUCCUUUCUCUGUUUUUGCUGCAUCACAGAUUCUCUCCCACCCUUUCAAGUCAAAGAAGCAAGAGGGAAAAAAAAAGAAGAAAGAAACAUAAUAAAGGAGGGUUCGAUACGAAAUGGGAAAUGGGAAAUGGGAGAAAAAGAAGGGCCACCACAGCUCAUGGCAUAUAUUCCUCCCAGCAUAUCCCCACUUAUGUUUCCAGAUAUGGAGUGACAACAUACGACAGGCGAACAAACCACUCGCAAGUAUAAAGAGGGCUAGAGACCACGAUAGAAUCGAGACAAGAGUUAUACAAGAAACACAAGUCCUCUCCCCUAUGAUCCAACCCUUUAACAUUCUAUUCUUAUCACACAAGCAGGAAUGGCUCUUCAGGAUGUUCACAAUGCGGAAAUGAGAUUAGUCUUGUCUAGUGAUGCCAAGCCUAGAUUGAAAUGGACUCCGGAACUGCAUCAGUGUUUUGUGGAUGCAGUUAACCAGCUUGGAGGUCCAGAGAAAGCUACACCAAAAUCCCUGAUGAGGGUUAUGGGCAUUCAUGGACUCACUUUGUACCACCUCAAAAGCCAUCUACAGAAAUAUAGAUUGGGAAGAACUCAACACUCCCAAACCUACCAACAAAGUAAACCAGAAGAUGACGGAGAGGAUCAGCAAGGCCAUUUUAUCGAUAAGAUUAGUGAUUCAGAAGGGGAACAAAGUAAUGAAAAUUUGAAGGUAGCUCAUGCGUUGACGUUGCAAAUGGAAGCGCAGAGGAAACUCCAUGAACAGAUUGAGGUGCUAAGACAUCUGCAGAUAAGAAUCGAGGCACAAGGAAAAUACUUUGAAUCAGUGUUGAAGAAAGCACAGGAGACACUUUCUGGAUACAGUUCUUGCACCAUUGAAGUUGAACAGGCGAAAGCUCAACUUACACAGUUGAUGUCAAUGGUCAUUACCUCCCGGCGUCCAAGUCCCUCAUUUUCGGUGCUAACAGAUAGUGAGGGAUCAGCAUUGAAAGAUGCUGGUAAUAAAGUGUUGGGUCACAACGGAUGCUCAAUGGAAAGUUCCCUAACAUCAUCCGAGAGUUCUGGGAGGAAGGAAGAAUUCGAACCAAGCCAUCAGGUUCACGAGAAUAGCAAGCCCACCACUGAAAAACCCAAUAAAGGAAAGCGAAAAUCCACCACUCUACCGCUUAUGGAAAUGCAUCCAUCUGGAAACAGAAAAAGGAGCAAAAAGAUCAAUGAGGAAGCUAACUGUGCAGAGCAGUUCACUGGAGAAAAUUCAAGUGAUAAACCGUCGGCACAAAGAUUCAGAGCAAUAAGGGACAUCGACUUGAAUUGCCAGUACCUGAAUGAGUUUGAUUCAGGUCUAAAAGCAGUAGACCUGAACUUCAAUGGAGUUGAACUCUAUAAUGAACCAUUUAGCGUCAAGAAUUAGCAGUAGAAUCCUGUGAGUUGUAUAUAGUUUAAAAACUGCAAGCUGAAAGAAUCCUCACUAUGUGUAUAACUGUGUAUUGUAUGGACCAAUAUAAAUCCCUGAACACAUCCAUAUUAUAACAUACAGCUUAUUCUGUGCA